UGAUGAACAGGACAGGACAGGUUCGUACUUCAACCGGUUAUAUAACAGAUGGCCUGAGUUCUUUCACAUAUCUCCAAAGCAACCAAUAUCCUUUGAGUAAGAAAGACCUGUAUGCUGUUGUAACACUCAAUAGUUCCUUUCUUGCCAUUAACUUAAAAUGAGAGAAGAUUCUCAGUUACCUAUCAGAUCAUGCCAAAAUAGAUCUGAUAAGUCUUGAUAUUUUCAGUUAACUUGACAGUUUAUGUAGCAAGCAUUACAAUCUUGACAAGAAUGUACCAAGAAAGAAGGAGAUAAACAAGUGAACAAGCUUGAAGUUUUAUGUGGGUACAUCUCUACUAGUUAAAAACCAUAAUGUAUAGUAGUGCACAGUCAGUUGGCCAUGCUGAGGCUAGUCCAUUGCAAUCCCCCCAUCUCCAUUCUUCUCCUAGAAUGGGCCAUCGUCGGGUAAAUGCUGGCAGAAGGGGCAGUGAGUGUGGAGGUGGCAGAAAGACCCUUUCUAUGGAGAAUAUCCAGUCCCUAAAUGCUGCCUAUACAGCAUCUGGCCCUGUCUAUGUGAGUGAUCAUGAGGCUCUAUCCUCCACUGAUUACCCAAAAGGCACUAUGACAUUGGGCCGCACCACAAGUCGUGGAAAGGCUGCCAUCAUGGGCAGUAGCCCCAACAUCAGCUCAUCCUUGGGGCACCUUCAUUUAGAUUCAGGAUCAUAUGGAGAUCAUGGAACCAUGCACCUCCUCCCACAACACCAGUGGCCUUUUUCACCACUGUUGAGACAAGCUGUGCGAGGUGUGGCCAGAAGAGAAGGAAAUCCCCUAAUAGAGCACCUAAGGGAAUUGCAAAUGGAUAGCAACAUGUUCCAGAGAGAGCUAGAUGUGAGAGACAGUACUCUUGGUUCUUCAGUCAACAGUAUCAAAAACUUCUGGAGUCCUGAAUUAAAGAAGAAACGAGGAAAGAGAAAAGAAAGUGUGGCAAAGACAUCCAAGGAGCAGAUGAGUGUAAUGAAGGAGAAGAACCAGCACCUCCAGAUGACCAUUCAGGCUUUACAGGAGGAGCUCUGUACCCAAAGAGACUUGAAUGAGCGCCUGCAGCAAGAGAACAAUGCAGGCUCAUUAGGUUCACCUCCUGACCGUUUUCCUUACCUGGAGCUCACUGAAGACAACUUCCAUUAUCCCCAGGCUGAGCAUGAGCAGCAAACCAAAGAGCUUUUCCUUCUUAGGAAAACUGUCGAGGAAAUGGAGCAGCGCAUAAAAAAACAGAAGCAGACACUGAGUGCCCGGGACGAAUCCAUCAAAAAGCUGCUGGAAAUGCUUCAGGAAAAGGGUCUCACCAGGUCCGGGCUGCGUGAUGAAGAGGAACUGAGGGUCUGUCAUGCUGAGGACACACUGGGUCAUCUGGGGGAGAUUCUAGAGCAGAAAGAAAAGGAAAGCAAACACCUGAAAGAAGAGCUCCAUAGGAGAAACCAACAGACAGAUCCACCCAAGACCAAAGCCUUACCCAGUGUCAUUGACAUGAAGAGUACAUCGCAUCCUUUCUGUUUUGACCCUGAUGUUAUUUGGCAGGACACCAAAAUUUCCUCACUGGAGCGGAACAUCCGUGAACUGGAAGAUGAGAUCCAGAUGCUGAAGACCAAUGGUCUCCUGAAUAUGGACAACAGAGAUGAGAGGCUCAAGCAAAUUGACGUUUACAAGAACCACUCCAAAUUCAUGAAGAGCAAGGAUAGGUUUAAUUCACCUGUCUCUCUGGCAACUCAUCAAGUGACUACUUGCUCACUCAACCAAACAUACCUGCUCCCUCAGCAACAGAGGAUUUCAGACCGAAUGAAAAUUGAUCAGCUGAAGCAGGACUUGUCAAAAAAAGAGUCAGAGAUGUUGGCCUUGCAGACUCAACUGGAGACUUUGACCAAUCAGAAUUCAGACUGUAAGCAGCACAUUAAAGUCCUGAAGGAGUCCCUUACAGCAAAGGAGCAAAGAGCGAAUAUCAUGCAGACAGAGGUUGAUGCCCUGAGGCUGCGUCUGGAGGAAAAAGAGUCCUUCCUGAAUAAAAAGAGCAAGCAGCUUCAGGAUGUAGCAGAUGAGAAAGGCACUCUGAAUGGGGAAAUAGGUGAUUUGAAGGACAUGCUGGAGGUGAAAGAGCGCAAGAUCAUUGUGCUGCAGAAGAAGAUUGAAAACCUACAGGACCAGUUGAAGGAUAAGGAUAAACAGUUGGGAUGUUUGAGGGACAGAGUGAAGUCUCUACAGACUGACUCCAGCAACACAGACACAGCCCUUGCCACUCUUGAGGAAGCCCUCUCUGAGAAGGAGAGGGUAAUAGAGCAGCUCAAGGAGAAGAGAGAGAAAGAGGAGUGGACGAAGCAGGGGGAAAUGGAAGUCUGUAAGAAGGAGAACAAGGAGCUGAAGGACAAGAUUGCUUCCUUGCAGACACAGCUCUUGGAGAAAGAGAGUCUGCUGCAAGGGAGGUCACUGGCCCUUGAAAGAGAAGAGUCAUCACACAUGAAUCCAGAGAUCUCAGAGCGAUUAAAAGUCCUUGAAAAAGAGGUGACCUUCCAUAAAGAGGAAUCUGGAAAAUCUCGGGCAGAGGUGGACAGACUUUUGGGAGUUCUUAGAGAGUUGGAGGCAAAGCACACUGAAAAGGACAAGGCAAUCUCUGAGCUAGAGAGGCAAGUGAAGGAACGGAGUAAUAAAAGCCUGUCAAGUCCAAACACCCCCCAGAUGGGAGAAACAAGACCCCCUGAUGCAGCACCAGAGGCUCAUAUUACCCGAGAUUCAGCGCAAGAGACGGCUGAGAAAAUCAAAGAGCUGGAGAAAGCUCUACGAGAAAGCAUGAACACCUCUACUCAUAGAGAGGCUUUGUGGGUUCAGGAGGAGCAGGCACAUGCUCUAGCACAGAGACAGCUUGAAGACCUGAUGGCCGCUUUGGAAAAGACAAGACAGGAGCUGGAUGUGACUAAGCAGCAGCUGUCCUCUACACAAAAUUCUCUUGCUGAGAGAGAAAAUCACCUGAGCAGCAUGAGACAGGAGCGUCGAAAACAACUGGAGGAAAUUCUAGAAAUGAAGCAACAAGCCCUGUUGGCAGCCAUCAGUGAAAAGGAUGCUAACAUUGCCCUACUAGAACUUUCUGCUCCCAAAAAGAAGACAAGUCAAGAGGAGGUGAUGACCUUGAAAAGAGAAAAGGACAGGCUCAUGUACCAGCUCAAGCAGCAGACCCAAAGUAGGAUGAAGCUCAUUGCUGAGAAUUAUGAAGAUGGUCACUUUUAUCCCCGUCAUCCUCAUCAUCCACACCACAGUCACCCUGGACACACUCACUAUCGUAGACCAUCAAGAGGACUGUCCACUCACAGCAAUCCUCAACCUCAGCAACAUGAGCAACCUGAGCAGGAUGAUGAAGAGGGCAUCUGGGCAUGAUGUUUGGUCUGGCCUGGCCUGUUCCUCCUGUUCUGUUCAAAAGGGAAGUCUAAAACUAUAUCUAUCACUGCACUGUCUCAUCCUUAUCUCUGUGAGGAGGGUCUCACCUUUAACCCAGGCGGAAGGGGAGGGGAAGCGGAGAAGGAAAAUACAGAGGAGAGGAGUGAAUGAUCAGAUUUCCAGCUCUCUAUUUAGAAGGAAGUGGGCAGAAAUCUAAUCGCUGACAGCUGCUGCUCUUCUCAUCAGCUGCUCCUCUUCUGCUUCAUCUUUGAAGCUCCUCAUCACGAUUUGUACCAUAAUUGGGCCCUGUCAGCACCAUCAUCGCAAUUUGCUCCAUAUUCACUUCAUAUACAUGAUGACAUGACCGCAAAACUUCGGUUCAUCCAUAUGAAUCUUCAUCCAUAACACUCCCAC
Molecule: messenger RNA, 3810 nt
Organism: Neoarius graeffei (lesser salmon catfish)
Lineage: Eukaryota; Metazoa; Chordata; Actinopteri; Siluriformes; Ariidae
Gene: erc2
Product: ERC protein 2
Exons: 21
Coding region: 352-3396 (1014 amino acids)
Biological process (GO): maintenance of presynaptic active zone structure; regulation of synaptic plasticity; neuromuscular synaptic transmission
Cellular component (GO): cytoskeleton of presynaptic active zone
Molecular function (GO): structural constituent of presynaptic active zone
Source: RefSeq, a predicted model, not a curated record